AUGUCGACCACCAACAGCACGAGGGCUCCCACUUUGCCGCUAAGCCCUCGCAUUACUCUAGCGUUUUUAAUGGGCUUACUAGCUUUUGCUAUAAUGCUGGGAAAUGCUGUGGUCAUUCUAGCUUUCGUGGUGGACAAAAAGCUUAGACAUCGAAGUAAUUACUUUUUCCUUAACUUGGCCAUUGCUGACUUCUUUGUUGGUAUGGUCUCCAUCCCUUUGUACAUCCCUCACUUGCUGUUCGAUUGGGACUUUGGAAAUGGACUCUGUGCAUUUUGGCUCAUUGUUGACUAUCUUUUGUGUACAGCAUCUGUGUAUAACAUUGUUCUCAUCAGCUAUGAUCGAUACCAGUCAGUCUCGAAUGCUUUGAGGAACUCCAGUCGAGAAAGGCAUUUCAUGGCAGAUUGUUCCAUUAUUAGUGAUGUGGAUGUGAAGUUUGAUCACUUGGUUAAGGUGGUAGCAGCCAGAUCGCUCCAUUGUAAAGGACGUUUUCCCAAGUCUCCAUGGCUUAACAACCUCAUUUGUCAAUAUGAAGCACUCAUAGGUCAGUAUCUCCCACUUGAUGAAAUAGUUUAUUUCCAGCAAAUUUGGCUGCAAGGAGAGGCCAUCCAGAGUGUCCACAAUGUCACCGGAGGAGACAAAACCAUUCAUGGUUCAGCAGCAGCACACCAAGAAAACAAUACCUCCCCAAACAGAUCAAACCGCUGCUCAUCAAUCUGGUGCAAGCUGCAGGUUGCCUGA
Leptonychotes weddellii (Weddell seal) is the source of this 738-nucleotide messenger RNA. Lineage: Eukaryota; Metazoa; Chordata; Mammalia; Carnivora; Phocidae. The record is from RefSeq and is a predicted model, not a curated record.